Molecule: messenger RNA, 1056 nt
Organism: Radiomyces spectabilis
Lineage: Eukaryota; Fungi; Mucoromycota; Mucoromycetes; Mucorales; Radiomycetaceae
Exons: 6
Coding region: 1-1056 (351 amino acids)
Source: RefSeq, a predicted model, not a curated record
AUGAGUCAAACGAAUUCCUUGGAUCAUAAAGAUCGUCUACUUUUGGUCUUUAUUCACGGUUACCGAGGCUCAGAUACCAGUUUUCAUGAUUUUCCUAAUCGAUUAAGAACCAUUUUGAGCAAUUCGUCGGAUGUCGAUGUGGAUAGUAUUGUUUAUCCGAGUUAUAAGACAGCAGGUGAUCUCACUUUAGCAGUGCGAAAUCUGAGCGCAUGGUUAUGCGAUCUUGUUCAGAGUCAGCACAAGGAUAUGAAGCGCCUGCAGAGUAAAGGACAUGUCAUGGUGGUGCUGAUUGGUCACUCCAUGGGUGGCAUUGUCGCGGCCGAGACGAUUCUUCAACUUCAUUCAAGGCUGGAUACACCUUUGGGAUCGGCCAAAAUCAUUGGCUUGCUUGCAUUUGAUACCCCUUUCUAUUCGGUGAAUCACGAUUUUGUGUCUACGACAGCCAUGUCUAGUGUGGAACAAGUGGGUCGAUUUUUGCAGAAUUCAUCGACACAAGUUUCCAGCAGCAGCAGUCGUACCGUGACGCAGGUCAGCACCACAACGAAAAAAAAGUCGAUGGGAGGUUGGGGGCUCCUGGCAGGUGUUGUUGGUGUAGCAGCUGUAGGCGCUGCGGCUUAUAUGACCAGAGACAAAAUUGCUGCGAGCGUCACAGACAUGUACAAUGAGCUUGAAUUUGUCAGUGCCUUGACAGAUAUGAACCGAUGCUCGCAAAGAGUGCGUGAAUUAAUGGAGCUUCCGGAUAUCCUUUUUCGAUGCUUUUAUGUCCAGCUACCCAAUCCGGACGGCGCCGUAACCUCACCGCGCACAUUUAUUGCUCUGCCUCCUUUUGACACCGCGCACUUAUUUAUCCCAUGUCCAUCCAAUGCAGCUUCCGAAGUGAAAGCUCAUACCAGCAUGUUUAACCCAGCCAAAAGCGCUCAUUAUUAUCAACUAGGCAACGACACAAUUGCUCUUAUAUCCGAAAUGAUCGCUCGUUAUCGGCGUCAUGUUCAUCCUCAUACCCUUACCUCCUCAGCUGCUCCUCAUCAUCAAACGCCUCAACUAUCGUUAGAUUAA